AUGUCUCCUAACAUGUCUUGUGAAGCUCUCCAGUCUUUUUCUCCAAGGCUAACUGUGGCCAAAAGAAAAGAAGCUCUUGAACUCAGAAAGACAAUCAAACCUUUAAUGGAAAAAAGAAGGCGCGCCCGUAUCAACGACAGCCUGAACCUUUUGAAAAACCUCAUCCUUCCCCUCACAGGCAGAGAUAAGACUCGCUACUCCAAACUGGAGAAAGCUGACAUUCUGGAAAUGACUGUGAGGUUCCUCGGCGACAUCCCCCCUGUUAACACAAAAAACUCCGCAGUCAGUUACAAGGAAGGCUACAAAGCCUGCCUCCAGCGCGUCUCCACGCUGCUUCCAAAAACGAGUCUGGACCAAGACGCGUGUCAGCGGGUCAACGAAUUCGUCCAGCAGUCCAUGUCCGCCACCGUCAGCCCAGCUUGUUUGAGCUGCUGCGCGCAGAGCUCCAGAACCUUCCCUGAGAUGCAACAGAAACUCCAAAGCCUCAAAUCCAGCUUCAGCUCCAAGAUGGAGAGCCAGUCCCGCAGCGGCGCAGCGGCUCCAUGCCGAGCGCAGUCAGCGCCGCAGGCUGUCGGCGAUGCCAUGUGGAGACCUUGGUAGAGUCCCUAAAUCAACCCGGUCUCCCAAACCAUGUACAAAGACUGUAAAGUGUUUCAUAUAGGCAGCAUUUUGAGAUGUAUCAAUUGUACAAAUGCACAGUGAUGCAUAGCCUCGCUACCGUUGAUGAAAAGCCAGAAUUCAUCG
Pseudoliparis swirei is the source of this 744-nucleotide messenger RNA. RefSeq names its product transcription factor HES-2-like. NCBI's taxonomy places the organism in Eukaryota, Metazoa, Chordata, Actinopteri, Perciformes, Liparidae. Gene Ontology annotation, biological process: regulation of neurogenesis; regulation of transcription by RNA polymerase II; anterior/posterior pattern specification. The record is from RefSeq and is a predicted model, not a curated record. Gene Ontology annotation, molecular function: DNA-binding transcription factor activity, RNA polymerase II-specific; RNA polymerase II cis-regulatory region sequence-specific DNA binding; protein dimerization activity. Gene Ontology annotation, cellular component: nucleus. The transcript has 4 exons. The coding region runs from base 1 to 600 and encodes 199 amino acids.